UGUUUAAUAGUGCAGCCCAUAUGUGUGCUUCCGGUCAAUCACGUGCUUAUUCACGGCUGCUGUGAUCAAUAGUAGACACUGAUUGGCUCCUUGUCAGCAUUUCACUGCCUCCUAAUACAAACCUGUAUGUUUCCCCUGGAACAAGUGUUACUUCUUCGUGGCGUCUGUGAAUCAUGUGCAAGUGCAUCUGUUCACACUUCCACGAACCCAUGCUGACUUGUGACAACUGUGGUGAGGACAUUAUGUUGGAGGAGGACAUGAAGUCACACCUCCUUCUCAGCCACCUGGAAAAUGGCAUGCACUGCCCUCUGUGUUCCCUGUCUGGAGUGUCCUUCGAUGAACUCUGCUUCCACAUCAGCUCUGCUCAUGGAGAGAAACAGCACGGAGCGCAGGAUCAGGCUCACCUUACAGUGCCUUCAGGCUGCUUCUCUGCAGCAGACUCAGAUGGAACUAAGUGCAAAAAGCCCCAAACACCAGAGUCCUGCUCAGCAACUAGUGAAGCAACACCUACUUCUGCUUCUACUGUCACCACAGACUCAGAGAGACAGAAACAGAACCGUACAGUAGGAAGUGGGGGUCCAUCAGCUGCAGAGUCUGCACCCAUCACUUCCACUUUGACAGCACAGAUCCCUGACACAAGACAGAUAUCUGUCGGGGACUGUAAUGAGGACAGCAGUGAAACUAAACCUGAGCACAGUAAAGCCAAGCAGAAGCGACUGUCUUCACCAGGAAAAGAGAGUCUGUUCUCCUGCCCCAUGUGUGCACUGGUCUGCAGCAGCUGUUUCAUUCUACAGGAGCAUGUUGAGCUGCAUCUGCAGGAUCAGCACUCAGCUGAAGGGUCAGCACUGGAGGCGUGUUCACCAGCCAGGACAUCACCAUCAGCCAGAAGCCUCUCAGGAGAGAAAAGAUUUGAGUGCCCCAUGUGCCCUGUGGUCUGCAGUGACAGCUUCUCUCUGCAGGAACAUGUGGAACUGCAUUUAGAUGACAGAGCAGCGGUGAACUCUGCAGGGAGCCCUGGGUCAGACCUGAAGCUGGCCAGAUGGCUUCAGCAGGAGGAAGAGCAGAGGAGGAGGCAGGAGGAGGACCAGCAGGAGAGAGAGGAGUUCAAGAAGCUGCAGAGGCAGUUUGGAAUGGAUGGCAGAGGGGGCUACAGCAGACAGAUGGAGAGGACCAUGGAGAGAACUGUGGACAGGGGCCUCAUGAGCCCAGCGGAGUUUCACUGUGGGAGGGCCGAGAUGAUGGAAUCCCUGGCAUCAGGAAUCGAUGAUGGUAGAACCAGAACUCAGGGUGUGGUAACAGCAUUAUCUGAAUAUUACCAGACUGAUGGCAGAGACUGUGUCCAUGUGUGGCUGAGUGCUGACACUGACCACUACUGCUCCUCAGCCGGGGAUAAAGGCUGGGGCUGUGGAUACAGAAACUUCCAGAUGCUCCUCUCUGCUCUACACAGAAUAGAUGCAUAUGCUCCCUUCCUACAAGAGAAAGCGGUGCCAAGUAUCCCUCGGCUGCAGAGUCUGAUUGAGGAGGCUUGGAAAGAAGGGCUGGAUCCACAGGGAGCGUCCCACUUCAACCAGCGGCUGCAGGGAACACGAGCCUGGAUCGGAGCCACAGAGAUCUAUGCCCUCCUCACCUCUCUGGGAAUCAAUGCCCGCAUCAUUGACUUCCACCAGCCCACAGGCCCAGGGGACACCCACAUUCGGCUGUUUGACUGGGUGAAGCAGUACUUCCAGUCCAGCAGGAGCAGCAGACUGACACCCAGACUGAUCCGCACAUCCCUGCCCCCGCUCUACCUGCAGCACCAAGGUCCCCGCCGCUCUGUGGUGGGCUUGGAGCAGAGGAAGAACGGGAGCCUGUGCCUGCUGCUGCUGGAUCCUGGCACCUCAGCAUCACACACCAGGAAGCUGCUGAGCGGGAACAUCGUCUCAGCCAGUGUCCGUCAUAUCAGGAAGUUUCCUGGCAGCCUGAGGCACAAACAGUACCAGGUGGUGGCUGUGCAGGGCGUGUUGUCUGCUCAGGACAAACAGAUGAGCAUCUUGAACUCCAGGACAUUACGUGCUGAAAAGAUCCCAUGAACAGGAAUGCAUAUUUUUUAUCUCAGCUGUUGGUUUUUACUGUCAACAUGCAUUGAAUUGCUCACUUCAGGAACUAUUUCAUGUAGUCAUUUGUUUUGUUAUGUUUGUUUGUUAUGUUUUAUAAUGAAAUAAAUCUUUUAAUAAACUC
Plectropomus leopardus (leopard coralgrouper) is the source of this 2217-nucleotide messenger RNA. It is a transcript of the gene zup1, whose product is annotated as zinc finger containing ubiquitin peptidase 1. Gene Ontology annotation, molecular function: ubiquitin-like protein peptidase activity. The record is from RefSeq and is a predicted model, not a curated record. Lineage: Eukaryota; Metazoa; Chordata; Actinopteri; Perciformes; Serranidae.